CCCAUCUGCAGUUUGGGGCUUCCGGCUUCACCCGUGACCUUCUCCUCCGCGCCCCAGCCCGCUCGAACAUCGCCACCCUCCUCACCGGUGGAAUGGGAGCUGCCGUCCUCACCCCCACGACGUCCUCUGCGCCCUUCCCUGGUUUCCUCCCACGGGUUUUUCUGCAUCCACGAGAACGCCUAUGCCUACAAUCGCGAGAACGCCGCCGGCCCUCCUCAAGGACGUCCCGACUGUCUUCGACAACUUCAGCGCCAACGUUGUUGUCCACGGGAACACCAUCAACCUGGGCUUGUGGGAUACAACAGGACAAGAGGACUACAACAAGCUAUGCCCAAGUUUAUGUUUCAUGGCCUCUUGCGGACAUAUGGAACAUAGUGAACUGCUAUACAGUCAGAAUUCAAAUAACAGAGGCGCAAAGGUGAGGAUGGUGGCAGUGGCUCCAAAUAUGAGCCAAAUGAUGAUGAGGAGGCUGAUGAUGCAGAAGAGGAGCAUGAGCCAACUCUACAUAUGUCAAAGGAAAAGGCAAAGCAAGCUUCUACAAAUCCACAAGGAAGAAAGCGUGCCCGGUCCUACCCAUUUCUGCCAACUUAAAAAAGACAAACACAACAAUGAGGACCCUAGCCCAAUUAUGUUUUUAAAGAGACCCAUACCAAUAGAAAGGUGGGAUGCAUGA
Messenger RNA from Lolium rigidum, 673 nucleotides. Its product is annotated as ras-like GTP-binding protein RhoL. Gene Ontology annotation, cellular component: cell projection; cytoskeleton; cell cortex. The transcript has 6 exons. NCBI's taxonomy places the organism in Eukaryota, Viridiplantae, Streptophyta, Magnoliopsida, Poales, Poaceae. The coding region runs from base 182 to 673 and encodes 163 amino acids. The record is from RefSeq and is a predicted model, not a curated record. Gene Ontology annotation, molecular function: GTP binding; protein kinase binding; GTPase activity. Gene Ontology annotation, biological process: small GTPase-mediated signal transduction; regulation of actin cytoskeleton organization; actin filament organization.